This is a messenger RNA of Symbiodinium sp. CCMP2456, 597 nucleotides long. The record is from the annotation of a GenBank genome assembly. Lineage: Eukaryota; Dinophyceae; Suessiales; Symbiodiniaceae.
AUGCAGUCUCCAUCGCAUGGAAAUGCUGCUCCACCGCAUGGUUACAAGUCGAUGAAGGUGACCCUCGUUUAUCCUCCGGUGCGCCUCGAGCCGACAACGAUUCCUCCUGGUUCACCGGUCUUCGGGGCUGUCACACCUCAGCAAACUCCGCGCUUCGUUUCCGGCGCGGGGUCCGUACCAGUACCAAGGACCGCCCUGACGCCGGUCCCCGGCACACGUCAGGUUUCGCAGCCUGUGCAGGCCGCAACCACGCCAGCCCCACCGUGCGUGGUGACGGUGGGAAGGCUCACGCCAAGAACGCCAGUUACACUCCCGGCCAAGCUGGUCUCCGUUAGUCGCAGCCCUGUGCCGCAAGUGUUGAGAUCCGAGCGGCAGCCGGAGGCCAGGGAAGCACGGGACAGCGUCUUUGCACCCCUCAGCACGAUGCAACCUCGCAGACUUCCUAAAGCAUCAUGGUGGCUAAUUAUGUCACUGAUUCGGGGCAUGCCAUGGAUGUGUUCUGAGCAUCUUGGCUCGUGUGAGUCGUGUGGAAGGGACAGGCACUUUCGAGUCCCGGCUUCUUGGAAACCACGCAUGACACGUUCCCUUUUCCCAUAG